CGAAAUCCUCCAUCACCCCCAUCAUGAAUCGGAUAGGUAGGCUGUCCCUGCCGUUGCGACCGCCGGUAUGUCUGUUCUGUCAGACUCGGACGACAAUCCUUCCCUCUUCGCCGACAGGGCAGGCCAUCCGCACCAUGGCGACAGGUCGCCGCAAACCCGCCGCCCGAAUGGCCCUAUCCUCGAACGUCGCAAAAACUUCCUUGAAAGAGAAGCGGUCUGAUCGGCGCGGAGCUGGCCCGUUCCAAGGCAUGAAUCAGACAGACGCUCGGAUACGUGGGCCGCCGCGUCCCAGAUCAUCCGCUGCUUUGAAGCGCUCGGGGGAAAAAGAGGACUCCACGGAGAAAAGUGAAAGUCCGUUGUACAAGGCGUUGAAGAUGCAGACGACUUUGACCCCGAUGCCGUACGGUCGUCGCGCGGCGGUCAAGUCCAAGAUUGCCGAUAUCACGAGUUUCGACCAGUUCCCGCUCUUGCCCGUCGUGCGCCACUCGAUCUUUGCCCAGGCCCUCCCUGGGAUGACGGACGUGACGCCAACUCCGAUCCAACGGCUGGCUAUUCCGAGUUUGAUGGAUGCGCCAAAAGGAUGGAGGAAAUCUCCCAAGGUGGAGAGUGGCGAGUAUUCUUACGACCAGUAUCUUCUGGCGGCGGAGACGGGGUCGGGGAAAACUCUGGCUUACCUGCUUCCGUUGGUCGAUGCUGUUAAGCGACAGGAGGCCGCCGACAAGGAGACCGAGCAACGUGAGGCGGAACAAAAGGCGAAGGAACAGGAAGAGAAAAUAAAGAACAACAUCUUCGAUAUCGAACCGGAACCCCCGGCGCUGUCGAAUGCCGGUAGACCACGAGCGGUCAUCGUGGUGCCCACGUCGGAAUUGGUGGCGCAGGUCGCAACCAAAGUGAAAGCAUUGGGCCACGCCGUCAAAUAUCGAUCGGGGGCAAUUUCCUCCAACCUGACCCCGCGUCGGAUUAAGAACACGCUAUUCCAUCCGGACGGCAUCGAUAUCCUGGUCACCACGCCGCAUCUUCUCGCCUCGAUCGCCAAAAAGGAGCCUUACGUGCUGAGCCGCGUGAGCCACCUGGUGCUCGACGAAGCCGACUCGCUCCUGGACCGGUCCUUCCUUCCAACGACGACGGAGGUUAUCGACAAGGUCACGCCCUCGCUGCGCAAGCUCAUUCUCUGCUCGGCGACUAUCCCCCGCAGUCUUGAUACCCUGCUGCGCAAACGGUACCCGGACAUCCAGCGGCUGACUACGCCCAACCUGCACGCGAUUCCCCGCCGUGUACAACUUGGCGUGGUCGACAUCCAGAAGGACCCCUACCGCGGGAACCGCCAGCUGGCAUGUGCCGACGUGAUCUGGUCGAUUGGCCGGGCCGGCGACACGGAGCCGAAGGGACCCUUCGACUCAUACAUGGACCCCAAGGUCAAGAAGAUCAUGGUAUUCGUCAACGAACGUGAAGAGGCGGACGAGAUCGCUUCCUUCCUGCGACAGAAGGGCAUUGAAGCUAGCUCUCUCUCGCGGGACUCCAGCACCCGAUCGCAGGACGAGAUCCUCGCGGAGUUCACCGAACAGGCCGUCCAGCCCACCGCCAAGGAGAUCAUGCAGGCCCAGAAGAAGCGACGCAUGGAAGACGCCAUUCCGUUUGAAGACGCGCAGUCCGACAGCUCGGCCUCCCGCUCGCGCACCUUGCCCAACACCCGCGUGCUGGUGACGACCGACAUUGCCUCCCGCGGCAUCGAUACGCUCCCCGUCAAGACGGUGAUCCUGUACGACGUCCCUCACAACACGAUCGAUUUUAUCCACCGUCUGGGCCGUCUGGGCCGCAUGGGCAAGCGUGGCCGUGCGGUCGUGCUGGUGGGCAAAAAGGACCGGAAGGACGUGGUGCGGGAGGUGCGCGAGGGCAUGUUCCGCGGACAGGCGCUGAUCUGAUGGAUGGAAAUGAAUGGAUUGUAUACCGUGGAUGGCGUUGGGGAUAGCAUAAAACGACAAAUACCCAUAUAUCGCGAAUAUUCAAGGGUAUGCACAUGUAUUAUAUUGUAUAAUAGACUAGAC
Molecule: messenger RNA, 2045 nt
Organism: Aspergillus campestris IBT 28561
Lineage: Eukaryota; Fungi; Ascomycota; Eurotiomycetes; Eurotiales; Aspergillaceae
Gene: mrh4
Product: ATP-dependent RNA helicase MRH4
Exons: 1
Coding region: 24-1922 (632 amino acids)
Biological process (GO): maturation of LSU-rRNA from tricistronic rRNA transcript (SSU-rRNA, 5.8S rRNA, LSU-rRNA)
Cellular component (GO): nucleolus
Molecular function (GO): ATP binding; nucleic acid binding
Source: RefSeq, a predicted model, not a curated record